UUGAUUUAAAAAAAUAUCAUCGCUCCACAAAAUAAUAAAGGUCAGCUGACAGCCAAAAACGAAAGAAAAAACAUCGCCCACCAGUUUGACAGGUACUGCUGUGCAAUAAUAGACGAAUGUUUACAAACUGGCUGGCGCCCUGAAAAAUAUGACCUUCGAGGAGGAUUUAAUUGCAAAAGUUCGCGCUAACGAGGUGCUGUACAACGUGAAGAACGUAAACUAUCGAAGGAAAAACGACAAGGAACGGCUGUGGCAACAGAUCGCGUACGAGCUCAACUGCUCCGUGGAGGUGUGCAAACGGCGAUGGAAGAGUUUGCGGGACAAGUUCAUCAAGCUGAGCCGAGCGGAACAGGCGGCCCGCGGCACGUCCGACGAGGAGCAGCCGAAGAAGUGGCGCUACUUCGACAGUCUCUCCUUUCUGCAGGGCUACAACAAGGCCUCGCUCACAACGGCCAACUUCCUGGACAGCAUGUACCCGGGCGAGGAGCGGUAUGUCGACAUCAAGUGUGAACAUCCGAUAGGGCGGCAGCAGUUUGUGCGCGACGAUCCCGCUUCCGCGUUCGUUGACUGCGGUACCGGGCUGGUGGCGGUGAGCGAGCGGUUUGCCAACGCCCGCCCCAAGGCAACGCACCAUGAGCAGGCGGCGAGCGAAACCGGCGGCAGUAGCCGCAAGCGCCACACCGAUCUGAUCGAGUCGGAAUGCAUCAAAAUCAUACGGACGGCGGCGGAAGCGGUGCAGCUCGAGGCGCACGCCCAUAUUCGCCGCAGCAGCACGCAGCUACUGUUCGAGGCGCUGGCCCAGCGGAUCGACGAAGCGAACCUGCCCGCCAGCCGACUCAAUGCCAUCCAAACUGCCGUCACCAAUCUGGUGUACUCGUCCUUAUGAACGGGUGGUGGCGGGUGGCCCGGCUGGGUGCGGCUAACCACAAGCAAAACGGCUUCCGGGUUUGCCGGAUAAAUGCUGCAAUAUGAUGAUGCAUUGGGGAAGGAGAAACCCUUUGACCUAUAUUUCGCUGUAUGUGCGGUUUCUUCUCCGCUCCGAUGGCACAGAAAUUGAACAAUGCUCUCUUUGGCUAUGGCGGCGAUUGAAUACGUAAAUUAAACGAUAAAAUGAUAGGGAAACUAGCGUAGGUUUAGUUUGUUACGUUAUCUUUCUUAGCAUAGAGAGGGCCGCAGUCGCACUAGACUUAAGCUCUCGGAUACACCCGGUUUAGCGUUUGUUCUCUCUUGAAUGCUCCGCAAUUUCUAUUUAUAUUUCCGUUUGCUAGCAAAUAUGCUUUAAGGUGAAAGAAAAAGGCUUUUUUCGAUUCAAACCUUUUACUUCCAGAAUGAGCGCAUGGGACACAAUAACUUAACUAUUGAUACAUACAGUAACAAAAACAAAAGAACAAAACAGAUUGUACAACGUAAGAUAAGCAGCUAAGAAUACACAGCUAAGCAGGCAAUAAUAAUAAAGCGUACAUUACUCUACGUGCUUUUAAACAA
Molecule: messenger RNA, 1485 nt
Organism: Anopheles gambiae (African malaria mosquito)
Lineage: Eukaryota; Metazoa; Arthropoda; Insecta; Diptera; Culicidae
Exons: 3
Coding region: 149-886 (245 amino acids)
Biological process (GO): regulation of transcription by RNA polymerase II
Cellular component (GO): transcription regulator complex; nucleus
Source: RefSeq, a predicted model, not a curated record